CCAUAUCAUCACAGUUUGAGGAAGGAGACCAAGAAUUUUUCAUAUUUUACAUCCUUAAAUUGAAGGGAAAAGUCUCGGGUUUAGUUUGGUGGGUGGAAAAGAAGAGAGAAAAGCGAUUUGUGACGAAUGGAAGGUUGUUAUUGGAGAAGCGAAUUUCCUAUUUUAUGGCAAGUACUCCAAUCCCAUGCGUAGCUUUUCAGCCGAUGAGCUUCAAAAAGCUACAGACAGUUACAAUCAUGAGAAUCGAAUUUUUGGAUACACGUCCCAUUUCAGAUGGUAUAAAGGUUGUUUUGAAGGUAGGUUGAUUUUUGUUAAGAAGUAUAUGGAUUCUUCCAUUCCAACACAUUCUCGUAGUUUUUUGGCUGAUCCUGAAAUGGUUGCUAAUGAAAUAUCAGUUGCAGCACAACUGAGCGGGCAUAAGAAUAGUUUGAAGCUUUUAGGAUGUUGCUUAGAAACACAAAUCCCCACUUUAGUUUUCGAAUUUCCAAUGAAUGGAAAUCUUGGGGAUCAAUUAAGAUCCAAUCCAACUUGUUUAUCGUGGAAGAGUAGAUUAAAGAUUGCAAAUGAGAUUGCUUCAGUGAUUACAUAUCUUCAUACUGCGUUACCCAGGCCAAUCAUUCAUAGAGAUAUACAUCCUGGACAUUUCUACUUGGACCAAGACUUGCGUGCUAAGCUCUCUGAUUUUAUAUGUUCUAUGGCACUCCCUGAGGGCAAAACACAAGUAGAGAAUGAAGUUGCUUGCGGGACUCUAGGAUAUCUAGGACCUGAAGUGUGAUCGGGAGUGUAUUCAGAGAAGAGUGAUGUUUUUGGCUUUGGCUCGCUUUUAUUCAAGCUUCUAACGGGAAAGGGCUAUUUUGAUUUAUUUUUGUCAAUUACCAAUGAUUUCAAGGACGAUCAGAAGAAGGAUUAUCCAAUGGAUCCCAUACAAUCCUAUGUCAGAAAUCAAGGAAUUAAUGGGAUUGUUGAUCCUAAAAUUCUAGCAGAGGGAGGAGGAGUCUACCACCAUCAUCGAUUCCAAGCAGUAUUCCAACUUGGUCUCAAGUGUCGUAGAAUGAAUCGAGAGGAAAGGCCAAUUAUGUUGGAUGUAGCAAAACAACUCAGACGAAUUCAAAGGUAUGUUUCUUCACUUCUUUCUUAA
Vitis vinifera (wine grape) is the source of this 1138-nucleotide messenger RNA. Its product is annotated as non-functional pseudokinase ZED1. Gene Ontology annotation, biological process: cell surface receptor signaling pathway; protein phosphorylation. Gene Ontology annotation, molecular function: ATP binding; protein serine/threonine kinase activity. Lineage: Eukaryota; Viridiplantae; Streptophyta; Magnoliopsida; Vitales; Vitaceae. The record is from RefSeq and is a predicted model, not a curated record. Gene Ontology annotation, cellular component: plasma membrane. The transcript has a single exon.